Messenger RNA from Anarrhichthys ocellatus (wolf-eel), 8190 nucleotides. RefSeq names its product regulating synaptic membrane exocytosis 4 (gene rims4). Lineage: Eukaryota; Metazoa; Chordata; Actinopteri; Perciformes; Anarhichadidae. Gene Ontology annotation, molecular function: small GTPase binding; transmembrane transporter binding. Bases 1252 to 2067 code for a protein of 271 amino acids. Gene Ontology annotation, biological process: regulation of membrane potential; regulation of synaptic plasticity; calcium ion-regulated exocytosis of neurotransmitter. The transcript is spliced from 6 exons. Gene Ontology annotation, cellular component: presynaptic membrane; cytoskeleton of presynaptic active zone. The record is from RefSeq and is a predicted model, not a curated record.
GCAGUGAAUGAAUCCAGUCAGACACAAGCUGUUCAACAGAACAGCCUCUCUCUCUCUCAUCAUCUCUCUCAUCAUCUCUCUCUCUCUCCCUCUCUCUCUCUCUCUCUCUCUCUCUGUCCUUUCAAGUCUCAGGAGCAGACAGUCGGUGGAGCAUCGGCACAGGAGCGGGAGCAACAAGGCGGAGGGGAAGAGGACAAGCAACAUUAAGAGCGGCACAACAGUCAACUGUAGUGCAGCUCGAAUCAACGCAGAAGCAACAGAUUGCCCCCAGUUGCAAUUGUUGCUGCAACUGAUGCUCUCUUCUGGGCUUCGGAAGCGAAGCAGAUGUGUAGCAGCAGCUCCCGCAGCUGAUGCCUCCUGUUGUUUUUUUGAAAGUCAGUUUCGUCCAUGCGAAAUAAGAAAUGCUUUGAGCUCCGGCGAGGAAACGAUGAGCGACAGAAACAGAGAGCUUUGAUUCAGUCGGAAAGCAACACGUUUCGUCAACGUCGCCGCCUACCACCAGCGUCUCCUCCCAUCCUCCUGGUCUUUCAUUGAAGAAGAGGAAGAACUGGCACGCGAGCUGUAGAAUGCACAAAUAGGGGGAGGAUGUCAGACUGACAUCCAGAGUUCAGGGAGUUUUGCUGUGAGGCGGAAAAAGAGCAAGAUCGGGUUCUUAUCAGUGUGAGGAGGCAGGUGAGACGUCCAUAAGUCCUUCAGACCAUCACUUGGACUUCUGAGGACAACGAGGGACCGGAUGGGAGGUGCACCGGCACCUUCCUGAGAACGGAAGCAAAACAAGAAUCCAAAAAGUAGAGAACAAAUGACAGGAUGCCAGAGUUGCAUCUCUUCUACGCACAGAUAGAUGCUCAGUUAAAUAACAAAAACAUUUAAAAGAAAGAUAUCAUUUAUCAGAACACUCAACCUCAUCAACAACCGACAGAGAUAUCGCACUCAAAGAAGGAUGUAUUUGCAUCACUGGAGGUUGCAUUUCGCCUAAACGUGCAAAGAAACAUCAAAAUCAUUUGCUGUUUUUUUACCUCAACUUCUUCCGCCAAGUACGUUUUUGCACCGAUUUCUUCUUUUCCUUCCGGUGCGAGCCUCUUUUGGGAGGGUUCUUGCUUGACUCUUUUUCUUUUUUUUCCGGGGUGAGGUGGAUCUGCCGUGGGGGGCAGCUGACAGCCGUCCAAGACGCCGCGAGCCGUACUCCGCGUGAAGAAUGCCCAGCCGCGCUUGGCCAAGCCGGCCGACCCGGGCCCGCCGGCGGGCCUCUACAUGGAGCGGUCGCAGAGCCGCAUCAGCCUGUCGGCGUCCUUCGAGGCCCUCGCCAUCUACUUCCCCUGCAUGAACUCCUUCGACGAGGAUGACGGGGUGGACACGGAGGGCAGGAAGUUGAAGGGAGGCAUCCAGAGGAGCACGGAGACGGGUCUGGCUGUAGAGAUGCCCAGUCGGACCGUCCGGCAGGCGAGCCACGAGUCGAUAGAGGACAGCAUGAACAGCUACGGCUCCGAGGGAAACCUGAACUACAGCGGCAUGUGUCUGGCAUCGGACGCACAGUUCAGUGACUUCCUGGACGGGAUGGGACCCGCUCAGUUCGUUGGGCGACAGACGCUGGCGACGACGUCGAUGGGUGACAUAGAGAUCGGUCUCAUGGAGAGGAACGGGGGUCUGGAGGUGGAGGUCGUCCAGGCCAGAGGACUCACCAUGAAACCAGGUUCAAAGGGACCUCCAGCGGCCUACAUCAAAGUUUACCUCCUGGAGAACGGGAGCUGCAUGGCCAAGAAGAAGACCAAGUCAGUGAGGAAGUCUCUGGAUCCUCUCUACAACCAGGUCCUGGUCUUCUCUGAAAGCCCGCAGGGGAAAGUGGUGCAGGUGAUCGUUUGGGGCAACUACGGACGGAUGGACCGCAAAUGUUUCAUGGGCGUAGCUCGAAUCCUAUUGGAGGAGCUGGACCUCAGCACGAUGGUGAUUGGCUGGUACAAGCUCUUCCCUACCUCCUCCAUGGUGGACCCGACGAUGGCGCCACUCAUCCGCCACUCCUCCCAGAUGUCCCUGGAGAGCACCAUUGGGCCCUGCUGUGAGCGAUCCUAAGACUCGAGGAAAAAAUGUCAAGUUUUUGUUGUUGCGACAAAGAUUCCACUGCUGUCUCAACCAAAUCCCAACAGACAUUUUUUGAUAUAGCCUGCAGCCUAUAGGUGCGUAGGUGUUAAGUAUCUCACUCAAGGGCACUUUGACCGGUCCGACCACACUUGGGAGAGAAUCACUCCCCUGAUUGGGAAAUGACUUUACUACCUAGUAGGUCACUUUGGCACUCACUGGAAAUAUACCGUUAUUCUUUUGAUAUUGUAUCAGACUGUUUUCCCCGAGACUCACGGGAAGCACAUUUUCUUUUGUUGUUGCAAACUGACCGCCCCUCAGACUCACAGGAACAUGUUGCUCUCCUCAGAUCUCUUUCAUGAGGAAACAAAAACCUACUUAAUGAGGAUACUUCAAAGGAGGGCUCGGUUGCCGACAUCGAUCGCGUCCUAUUGGGACCACGACACACUGCGGCGCUCGGCAUCGCUUCAGCUACGCGCCUUCACGAGCUACGAUCCGAUUCUCAUUCCCAGGACUGCUUGUUGUCUUUCUGUGUCCUCUAUAAGGGGGGCUUGGACGUGUUAUCUGUCUUUCUGUCCAGAGACGGUUUGAGACAUCGGCCUUCCAUUUUGCAGGAGCAUGAAUGGAUCAGCAGGACUACAGAAGACUUUUCAAAAGUAAUUAUAUAUAUAUAUAUAUAUAUAUAUAUAUAUAUAUAGCUUUAUAGCUAUAUAUAGUUUAUUUGUUGUAACCAACCAAGACAUCUUGGUUUCGAAACACUGACUGGAGCUGUUUUUUGUUCUUUUGUGUCACACAUUUGGCCCUUCAAUGUUCAGUCCAUUUGGUACUAUGUGUAUGCGUGUGGAGGCAUGAAUGAAAGCCCCUUAAAUCCUCUGGAAGGAUCUAGAUCUCUACUUGAUCUCGGGGAUCUGGAGUACUGCUGGGUUUCUACGGACUGCAGUUAAUUACAUUUAGCUGCAGCGCCAGGUGUUAAUUGGUCCCUGAGUGGUUUAAAAGAAGAACUAGCAGGUUCUGAGUUCCCAACAACCCAAGAGCCUGUAUAAUUUCAUUACAAUCAAUCGCGACUUUAGCAGAUUUCACUGAUUUAUUUUUGUCAUCUCUCGUGGAAGGCACUUUAUUAAAUGAAAGUCGUGUGUGGUUGGACGGAAAACAUGUAGUCUUGUGGGUUUUUGGAAAAAAACGAUCCACGUAAGACCCCAUUUUACCUGGUUGUUUUUUGAAUACGUAGCAAAUUGCGUCUAAAUAGAGAUUUCCGGCUUAAGCGAGCAGCUGUAAAGUCACAGAAGAACCAUCAACUACAGUUUGAAAUCUGAUUAUAUGACUUCAGGAGCUAAUUACCUUUUAGCCACAUGUGAUAAAAGUAUUCUUUUGUGUGUCGAUCAAAACCGGCCGUGGUGCAUAACUUAAUGACGCAUUGAAGACACAGAUAUCGGGUUUCCCAGCCAAACUUAAUUGAAUUUUAUGCAUGCGAUAUAUAUCGUAGUAGAUCCCAAUUAUAAUUCUAAGCGGCUAACCUUGGAUGCAUGCUACUAUCAAAAGCAGUGAUGUUAAAUCAGGAUACAACUGGCAUUAAACAGCCAGGUGUGAAUGGGGUCUGAAAUGUUGAGGGUGUUUUGUCCUCAUUCGGUUCAAUUCCGUUCUAUAUUGUUCUAAAUUUUCACACCCACCUGUUGGUGCAGCAGGGGGCAGAUGUUGUACCUGUGUUGUAGCACUGAGACAGACGUUUCCAAAAGCAUUGAGGAUAGUAGCCUGGCUGACAGUUUAGGGCUGAAAACCCGCUGUUCAUCCCAGUUUGAUUGGAGUUCGGUAUGCUCUUUAGCUAAUAGUCUACAAGUAGAUUUUUAAGAUUCCUCCUCUCUUUUUAAAAAAAAGAUUGUCUAAUAACAGUUUGUACUGUGCCAAUUUCUACCAGCAAGUGUCUUCUUCCUCAUCCUCACUUACUGUACCUUGCGGCAUAGAGCUAUUGUGAGGGAGGAACAGAAACAGCCGCUCACAACAUCUGCCGGCAGCAUUUAGAGCUGUGCAGAGGAGCGUCCCUUCCAUUCUAAAUUACAGCCCUGAUCCACAGACCGCCAGGGCACCUGGUGAUUAGCCGUGCUACGACUCAGUGUGGAGAGAGGAAGAGAGGGAGGAAAAGGAAAAGAGAGAGGAAGGAAGCAUGAAAUGUACUUUGCAUCAUCCAAACAAAAGAUCUGUCUGGAACCAACGUCAGGUUUUACAGAUUAAAAAAAAGAAGAACGGACACAAAAAUAGGAUGAAUUUAAAGGGAACACCAUGUGCACACUGUAGAGACAUUUAUAGUUUAUUGAAUAACAAAAGUACAUGUAUUUCAUUUGGGCACUUUAUGAUUCUUAAUUUCUUUUUUUCUGUGUAAAUAUUAUGGUUGUUCGUGUCUUUUGGUGUGAGCCAAAGUGAAUCUAUAAUAACUUAGUUGAUUAAUGUUAAAUCUGUGAGGGAGGGAGGGGAUAUCCCCGCUAGUUACCUUAAGAUUGUAGCAUUAGCUGGUAGCAUCCGCAUGACUGAUUAAAACUUAGCAUCCUGCUUGAUAAAACUAAGCAUGAGCUAUACGCUGCAGAGAGAGCGGAGAAAUGAAAUACGUUGGGUUGAGACCCGACAUUAAUUGAGGAAUACAUACAUAUGUAGCAAUGCGAUUCUGAUUCAAAGUUCACUGCUUCCUUUCACAGACAAUAACAAAUACAACGGUUUUGUUUUUCUUAUUAACUUUGAAGCAAGAUUUCAGAACAAAAUUUCUCCUAUACUAAUCAACUAAUAUUUUAAUUAAACUAUACAAAUUAGAGUGAUUUUACUCUUUAAAAAAAAAACUUUUGCAAAAGUGGCCUCUGUUUUAGCCAGUAGCAGUGUUGCAGGGAUAUUAAUACUGUAUUUAUUUCCAAACAAAUCAGCUACAUUCUGUAAAGCAAUAAAAGAAACAUCCAGGCGUUGCAGUUUUUUCAGUUGCACAGUGUACACUGUGGACGAUGACACGCUUAGCCAGUGACUUUCACUGCAGUCAGAUUCUAUUAUCUUUGACGAUUUAAGUCAUCUUUUGGCAUGUGUUUUGUAUGUAAAACAUGUGAUUCCGAUACAUGUUUACUGUCAUAAAGUUGUGCUUGUCAAAGACAAUACACAGGAUUUUUAUGAUUUAAAGGGGACAUGUCAUGCUGGUUUUUAGGUUCAAACUUUUAUUUUGGGUUUCUACAAGAACAUGUUUACGUGUUUUAAUGUUCACAAAACAAGUUAUUUUUCUCAUACUGUCUGUCUGAAUUUACCUUUAUCAUCCUCUGUCUGAAAUGCUUUGUUUUACCGUCUGUCUCUUUAAGAGCCCCCUCCCUUAAAUAGCCCAGUCUGCUCUGAUUGGCCAAAAUAUGGGGAGCAAAAUCCUAAUGGCUUGUUCAAUAACAUGUUUUCUGAUCUAGGCAGCCCACAAAAAGUUGACUGGGUUGUCUUAUUUCACGUUUGUGAGUCUUUUCGUGACAUGCCCUCUUUAAAACACCUUGAAAGUAGCUCAAAUAAUCUGAAUGCAGGAGCCACAGAUCACUCGAUGUGUAAUUCAAACCCAGCACAUUCAGGUUGUUUCACCCCAUAACUUAUUCCAGGAGGAUUUUCAUGUAGUCUCUAAAUAAUCUCUUCCAAACUCAGAAGGAGCUGAAUUGUAUGUAAUACCUCAUGUAAACAUUGUAGUUUCUGAUUUGAAAAAUGCGGGAUCAUUUUUCACAACCUAAAAUGACAUUGAAUAUCAUGGAUUUUAAUAAUCAAUGACUGCCUGGUAGUUAGAAUAAAAGGGGACUGUUUUUAAAAAUGAGUCAGAUAUUAGAAAAAGUUGUAUACAUCAAAUAUAUAUAAUAUAUAUAGUUAUAUUUAAAAUCAAUUGACUCCUCUGACUGUGACCCAAGGAAUGUGUUUCUGUCCGUGUUCUUUUGUGCCAAACUUUAAACAUAUAUUGAGGGCUGAUUUCCCAAUUAAGGACCAAUGAAAGAGGAAAGUUUACACUCCAAUUUUCUAUCAGCAGCCUGUAACAUUCUGUUCAGAGGAAGAACUCUGUGGCUGGAAUAAAACUAUUAUUGCAUGAUAAUGAUUUCAGCAGUGGUAACCGUCAUAGAAGUUCCCCAUCGAUCUACAUCCAACCUGUAGAACAUCAGUCAGCAGAUACUUUACAAUGCAUUAAUAAACAACAUUAACAGCGUUCCUCUCGAGGGUGGAGCGGCGUGGCAGCAGUGAACGAUGUGUUGUUGUUGUUCCUAUGAUGGCUACAGCUGCAAGAAAACAGUCUAAUUGUUUGGGAGCGAGACGAAAUAUAUGCCCACAUUCCCAGCAGGCUUAAGAGUAAUUAAUGUUUAUUUAUUAAAAAUUGAUUGUGUAAUUUUGCUCAUCAAAAGCGUCUUGUUCACCCGUCUGAGUCUGUUUGUGGCGUUUUGUAACUUUGAAGGCAAAUGAAUGAGCUAAUAGAUGUUGUCGUCGACAUAUUCAGCACCAAGGAAAAAUGUACGUUUUUGCAUUGACCCAUGUUCUGAUUGUGUCCGCCACACGGAUGUUAAUUAUGUACAACUAUCAAUUGUGAUGUAAAUAGAGGCCUUAAACACACCGAUAUACAUUUUGUCAGGGCUAUGGACUAAGAAUUGUCACAUAAAGUUAUCAAAACGACGCAAAAAACGUUUUACAGUGUCACCAUUUCAACCCAUCACUUCAAGUAAUUUACGCGUCGUCCGCUGUAUGGAAAUGAUCAUCUUUGCGUAUGUUCUUGAUGAAUUUCUGAUAUUUCAACUGACUAUUUGUGUAUUCUGCCCACUCCUUGCUGUCGGCUUAAUUCAACAAACUGGGCAAAAAAAAACCCAACUUUUUUGCAGAGAAGGUACUCAAACAGUCGGACCUAUUUCUUAAACAAUACUUAUUUUCUAAACUUACAAAAAUGACACUGUUGUUUCUUUAUUGACGUUCGAAUGAACUAUAACUAAAUGAUAAUAACUAAAAACAAAAGAACAUUUGCACUCUAGCCAUCUGCAUCAUCUGCAAGAACUGUACUAGAGUCCCGAUCAGGUCCUCUGCCACUUUAGGUUCACAUUAUGCAAAACCAGACUUUUGCUAUUUGUGCUGCUCAAUUUUACAGCACCGAAGAAAACUCUAGUGACAGUUGAGUUACAUACAGAAUAUUAAGCAGAUCGUGAGUUUAGCUAAUAACUUUUAGAUGUGAGAAUUGUCCCUCAGCCAUCUCUGACAAUGCAUUUAAAUGAUGGAUAACCUUUUUCUUGAUCAACAUGUAUAACCUUGAGUGGCGUUAACAUUACAGCGGUCUUGUUUGAUUCUGGCUAUAUUUACAUGCGCGCAGUCAACACGUUCUCAUCCUAACUCCUCACAUACUGACGCUCGGUCACGACCCCUUGGCAUCACUUUUUUAACGCACCUGGUAGCCCAGUUCUUCAAACGAUUACGCUCCACUACGGUCAUAGCAAAAACACUUGCUUAUCGGGUUUAGGCAACAAACCCAGACUGUUCAAAAUAUGGACGAAGUCUCCGUGACGUUACAGUACAUGUGCAUGAACAGGGAUAUUAGCGACAGAGACCAAAACACGAUUUUGUUCCAGGCUGGAAACACUUUUAUCUCCGCUGUUAGUUUGGCGUUUUAAGAUGGGAGUCUAUGGGGACUCGCUUUUGGUGCCAGCCUCAAGUGGCCAUUUUAGGAACUGCAGAUUUUGGCCCUUAUCUGUCUGUAACAGAAGAUAUGUUGAGGCAAUCAAAAACAGUUAUAUUGUAGAUAUACAAACAAAUGCUUAAGCGUCCUACUCAUUUCCUUUCAGGCUACAAUAACUGGUAGGCUUAACGUAGGUGUUAGGAGAUACUGUGUUCCAAGAUGGUGUCCCCAUUUUCCCAAUAAAAAUGGCUCCGUCACUGAGAAAAGACUCGUUUGGGUUUUCACAAGUUUGGGCUUGUAAAGCCGAGCAAAACUCCCUGUUGGCUCCGUUCACACAUGAGAGGCAUGAACAUAACUAAUAUAGCUUUUUGAGACUUUUCUAAUUAUGAUAACACAAAGAGUCCAUAAACCUAAAGCCUGCAAACAGGUUGAGGGUUGAGCCGGUAGUUGAUAUACUGAUUGGGUAAUUAUUUUCUCCAGCUGCCAUUACA